AUGGGUUGUGGCAUGAGUACCGAAGACAAGGAGGGCAAGGCCCGCAACGAGGAGAUCGAGAACCAGCUUAAGCGGGACAAAAUGAUGCAGAGGAACGAGAUCAAGAUGCUGCUGCUGGGUGCUGGAGAGUCCGGAAAAUCGACCAUCCUUAAGCAGAUGAAACUGAUCCACGAGGGCAGCUACUCCCGCGAUGAGCGCGAAUCCUUCAAGGAAAUUAUCUACAGCAACACCGUUCAGUCUAUGCGCGUCAUCUUGGAGGCUAUGGAGUCGCUCGAGCUGCCCCUGGAAGACGCUCGUAACGAGUACCACGUCCAGACCGUUUUCAUGCAGCCCGCCCAGAUCGAGGGUGAUAACCUGCCCGCGGAGGUCGGCAAUGCCAUUGGCGCUCUGUGGCGCGAUAGCGGUGUACAGGAGUGCUUCAAGCGGUCUCGCGAAUACCAGCUGAACGAUUCCGCCAAGUACUACUUCGAUGCCAUCGACCGUAUCGCCCAGCCCGACUAUCUCCCCACCGACCAGGAUGUUCUCCGCUCGCGUGUCAAGACUACCGGCAUCACGGAGACUACGUUCAUUAUCGGCGACCUGACGUACCGCAUGUUCGACGUCGGUGGUCAGCGUUCGGAACGUAAGAAGUGGAUCCACUGCUUCGAGAACGUCACGACGAUCCUUUUCUUGGUCGCCAUCUCCGAAUACGACCAGCUGUUGUUCGAGGACGAGACCGUCAACCGUAUGCAGGAAGCGCUUACCCUGUUCGACUCGAUUUGCAACUCCCGGUGGUUCGUCAAGACCUCGAUCAUUCUGUUCCUCAACAAGAUCGAUCGCUUCAAGGAGAAGCUGCCCGUCAGCCCCAUGAAGAACUACUUCCCCGACUACGAAGGUGGUGCCGACUACGCCGCCGCGUGCGAUUACAUCCUCAACCGCUUUGUCUCUCUCAACCAAGCCGAGCAGAAGCAGAUCUACACUCACUUCACAUGUGCUACGGAUACCACGCAAAUCCGUUUCGUCAUGGCCGCAGUUAACGACAUUAUCAUCCAAGAAAACCUGAGACUGUGUGGUCUAAUCUAA
Aspergillus ibericus CBS 121593 is the source of this 1062-nucleotide messenger RNA. RefSeq names its product guanine nucleotide-binding protein subunit alpha gpaA (gene gpaA). Gene Ontology annotation, cellular component: heterotrimeric G-protein complex. NCBI's taxonomy places the organism in Eukaryota, Fungi, Ascomycota, Eurotiomycetes, Eurotiales, Aspergillaceae. Gene Ontology annotation, biological process: G protein-coupled receptor signaling pathway. Bases 1 to 1062 code for a protein of 353 amino acids. The record is from RefSeq and is a predicted model, not a curated record. Gene Ontology annotation, molecular function: G protein-coupled receptor binding; G-protein beta/gamma-subunit complex binding; GTPase activity. The transcript is spliced from 4 exons.